ACUGUGAUCAAAGAGUAUGAAGACACUGGGAGUUUGAAAGAUUCCACAAGGCGGUUAAUGGUGAACAUAAUUGUAGCUCACAUGCAUGAAAAAGAAGGGAGAACUGUUAGUAAAGCAACAAAGGAGUUCCAUGCCCUUGGGAUUGUGUCCCUGUUCCCAUCUUUGAAAGACCCAUACUCUAAAAAAGGAUAUGAACAUUUCUAUGACAUUCAGAGCAACAAAGGCUUUCUUGAGUGGCGUAUAAAGACCGUGCAACGUAAAUCCAGAACCACCUCUGCAUCACAGAGCAGAGUGGAGCUAAAAGGAGGUCCCACAUUAUCAAGAACGAUUGGAACUAUAGAUGACCAGCGAAUGGGAGAUGAAUGUCUGGAAGCUGUGUCUCUCCUCAAUCACACAACUGACCGUGACUUAGUGUUCCAGAAGAUGAGAGAAACUUUCCACUACCGUCAGCAGAUUCUUCACAACCCACAGCGCUCAGCUGAUGUACUACAAAUGUUUCCUCGUUUCUUGGACGUCAAAGGACUGAUUUUGCAAGACUUCUCACUAAUGUUUGGAGCAGAGGUUGCUUCAAGGUUUCUGGAAAAAUGGAACACCAGUUUCAAAGAAAAAGUCAUCCAGGAGGCCAGGAACCUUAAAGAGACUGCUCUCCUGAAACAGCAUCUGAAAGCUGUACUGAAAGAAGGAUCUGAUACUACUGAUGAUCCAGAAUGGGACAGUGACAUGGCCUCUCUAUUUGUCCUGCUUCAUCUUCUUACUCCACAACCAGCUGGAAGAAAGCGGCCCAAGAAGAUCAGUGUUGGAGAGGCAACAGAUCAUCUGGUCAAAUUUCAUAAGUCAUUCCAAAGCCUUGAUGAUCAUCUCCUGACAACUGAAGGAAACCCUCAGCCAUAUCUUCUCGCCUCAGGGACUUCAAAAGCACAGGUUUCCACCUUUUACAUUGUCUUGGACAGAAAAGUUCUGCCUUGUCAAUCAUGUACAUCCUUGGGUGCCUUUGAUGAGCUGUUCAAGUCCCAUUUUGUUUUCAGUGUGAAGUAUGAUGAUGCUCUGUCCAGUCUGUACACAUUUUUGCAGACAACUGUGUACAAUAUCGAUAUAAGUACAACUGAGGAAACUCCAAGGGUCAAAGAGCUAAGAGCAAGACUGUUGAACAAGCACUAAUUGUCUUAUUUAACCAAAAUGUUAAGUUGUUUCCUCUGCACUUCAUCCUUUUGUUCAGCUUUGCUUUUGUUCAGGCACCUCAAACUAAUUCAUGGAAUGUAUCCUGGGAAAAAUCUAAGACUGAAAUGUGGUCAAGCAGAUUGUUGCUUGCAGUUCUCUAGUUAUUCUGGAUUUAGGAGACAUCUCAUUAAGAUACA
Molecule: messenger RNA, 1355 nt
Organism: Carassius auratus (goldfish)
Lineage: Eukaryota; Metazoa; Chordata; Actinopteri; Cypriniformes; Cyprinidae
Exons: 6
Coding region: 58-1158 (366 amino acids)
Source: RefSeq, a predicted model, not a curated record